Onychostoma macrolepis is the source of this 2088-nucleotide messenger RNA. RefSeq lists its product as uncharacterized. Lineage: Eukaryota; Metazoa; Chordata; Actinopteri; Cypriniformes; Cyprinidae. The record is from RefSeq and is a predicted model, not a curated record. The coding region runs from base 1 to 714 and encodes 237 amino acids. The transcript is spliced from 6 exons.
AUGGUAUCAACAAGGAAAGACAGAUAUACGUCGACCAGACCUCAACAAACCUAUACCACGGUCAUCCUGACACCCAACUUUGCAAAGCGUUGGACAACUGGUGGAAAACUGCAAGGAAACUUGGCUGAAAGCUUGGGCGUUGCCCCCCUGAUCGCGCCUCACCCUACAGACUUAACAUCUAAACUGAUCAUCUCAAAGGACAUCUCAAAGGACACCCUGUCCACGUCUGACCAAAGUAACUUGCAAAGCCCGCUACGUAAGAACUUCAAACUUGCCAUUCGUGCGCUGCCAGGAAGCCACGAAUCCAAAGAGGAUUCCCGAGUGACGUCACACGACAACUACACAUCAGCGCAAAGUCCAGGACUGCCUGCCAGCAACCACCCAGAGAGAAGAACAGCCUUCAACUCAACUCAAAACCAGACCCCUGUACUGCAGGAUAAAGCUGAAUGUGCCAGCGCUGGACAGGUUUUUAAUGGUUUUGGGCUGAGCAGGGAGGCUCUGACAGUGCUGCUUGAUCUUCUGAGAAGUGCCACAAUCCAGACCCUGGUGUUUCUCUUCUGUCUGGCCAGUGGUGCAUCAUACAGAGUGGUCUCCAGAGCGUUUGACAUGCCUCGGUCCACUGUCCACCGCAUUGUCCUCCGAGUCGCUGAUGAGGUGCUGGCCAUUCACCAAGAGAUUCACCUCCCGAAGACCCCAGAACACCUGGAGACCUGAUGGAAGAGAGCGAGGAGAGUGAAGAACUGAGUGAAGUGGACGAGGAGCAUCAUGACAAACCUGGAGAAAAAAACUAAAAUACAUUUUUAAAGAAAAGAAAAUCCAAUAAAUCUAUCACCUGCACUCAGUGUGGAAAGAGUUUCCCAUGCAACUCGAGACUUGAGUGUCACAUGAGAGUUCACACCGGAGAGAAGCCGUUCACGUGUGGCCAAUGUGGAAAGAGCUUCACGCAAUCAGCAAGCCUUAAAUGUCACAUGAAUAUUCACUCUGGAGAAAAGCUGCACAUGUGUGAACAGUGUGGGAAGAGUUUCACAAACAAACAUAGUCUAGAGUGUCACAUGAGAGUUCACACUGGAGAGAAACCGUUCAAGUGUGAGAAGACUUUUACUACAGCGAGCUGUUUAAAACUGCACCAAAGAAUUCACACUGGAGAGAAACCUCACAAGUGUUCAUACUGUGACAAGCGAUUCAGUGUGUCAUCAAAUCUGAGAAGACAUGAGAGGAUUCACAGCAGAGAGAAGCCGCACACAUGUGAUCAGUGCGGAAAAAGUUUUUCUUUUAAAAGUCACCUGAAGAUACACAUGAAGAUCCAUGCAGUGGAGAAACCGGAUCACUGCGAUCCAUGUCAGGAGAGAACUUGCAGAAAUCAAUCAGAUGGAGAGAGCACGAGUGAAACUGAACCUGCAGAAUGAACCGUCAUGAUACUGAAGAUCAAACAGACCUGAUGGAUGUGAACCAAACAGGAAAACCAGAAGCCAAAAGAAUCUGUCACCUGCCUGAGGUGUAAAUCAAGGCUAAAUGAGAGUUCACACUGGAAAAACCUUUCAGGCCAGAGUUCAAGUCAAGUCAAGUUGAGCUUUAUUGUCAUUCCGCUACAUGCGGGGGCAUACAGUGGAACGAAAUGUCGUGCCUCACAGGACCACGGUGCUGCAUAAAUACAGGCAUACAGCAAUGAAGUAAAACAAUAUAAACCUAUCCUGAACCUAACCUAAACUGUCCUACUGAUAGAUUUGGACUAUAAAUAUAUUAUAUAUAUAUAUAUAUUUUUUUUUAACCUAUACAUAAACUAAAAAAUACAAACUAUACGAGUGCUUCAGAUAAAUACUGUACAUGUGCGAAGAGAAACAUUGUGAGUCAGCAGCUGGCUGGGGAACAGUGCAGGAUGAUUUGUAGUGCAUGAGCAUGUAAACAUACAUAUAUUACUGAGUCUUUUUGUGGGAUUUGUAUACACACAGCAGUGUGUGUGAAAAAUGUCAAGUGCGCAUAGAGGAGGAGAGUGUGGUACUACAGGUGGGUUGUACAGGCCCACUCACCUGUGUGUAGCACACUUCGAUUGCACAAAAAAAAGUUCCAUAAGUUUCAGAUGGACCAUGU